Messenger RNA from Heterotrigona itama, 3592 nucleotides. The record is from the annotation of a GenBank genome assembly. NCBI's taxonomy places the organism in Eukaryota, Metazoa, Arthropoda, Insecta, Hymenoptera, Apidae.
GUGGUGUACAAUUUGAACACAACACUGAAAUUUUCUAUGCGAGUUUUUAUAUUUUUUUUUUUAGUUAAACAUUUCUUGUGAUUAGUUGUAACAUAUACACAUAUAUUUUAAGUGUUACUAUUUGAUCGAGAUAUUUGAUCGAGAUAUUUUUACCGAAGCAGUAUAUUAAAUAUUUAUUUAUUGACGUGGUAUUAUCGGACAUGUUAAGGGAAAUGUUGGCUACUAUGACGACCUAAAAAUCUCAACUUUGCUACGCUCAUGCAUGCAGUACCAACACUGUAUAGUGGAUUGUACCGCGGAAAAUAGCAGACGUUAGAUAAUUGUGGAGGUUACUCCGAUUCUGACAGAUUUCUAACAUGCUAAUUCAAAUAUUAAGUUGACAACAGUUUGACAAUUUAGUAGCCAAGUUUACAUCGUAAUUUAUUUCGCGUACAGAUGUAUAGAUCACAAUUUUUAUUGUCAUUAUAGUUUAUUUUUUUCUCCCGUAUUGUGUUUAAUUUUUUUCUCAAUUUGUAUUCUCGUAAUACGCACUGCAGAGAAUAUUCCGUAUCAUUAUGAAGUUGCAUGCAGAUGUGUAUGACAAAUUAUAUUUCUGGUACAGCUAGUCAAAUUCCAUCAACUGCAAGUCGUAGAAAAAUAUGGGGUAUAGUAGGAACUAUAAGGUUAUUAGCAUGCCGGUAUCUUAUAGUGAUAACAGAUGCUACAGAAGUUGGGACAAUAGCUGGUCAUCAGAUUUUUAAAUUAGUUUCAACAGACGUUAUACCCUAUACAAAAUCUUCACUACAUCUUAGUGAAAAACAAGCGCAAAACAAUUCAACAUAUGUAGAGAUGAUCAAAUCUGUAUUAAAUACACCUUAUUUUUAUUUUAGUUAUACGUAUGAUAUCAGUCAUACAAUGCAAAGACUUCAUAAUACCCCUCCUGAAUUUUUACAGAUGCCACUUUAUGACAGGGCAGAUCUUAGAUUUGUAUGGAAUGCUUAUCUUCUGCAAGACCUAACAUCAAGGCCUGAACAAUAUAAAUUUUGUCUGCCUAUUAUCCAUGGAUGUAUCCUUGCAAGCAAAAAGGUGGGAAGAAGAAAAGACACAUCAUUUAAUUUAGGUGUAGUAUCUAGACGCAGUGUACAUCGUGCAGGAACAAGGUUAUUUUCACGUGGCAUAGAUACUACUGGUAAUGUUUCUAAUUACGUAGAAACAGAACAAUUAGUCGAAUUCAAUGGACAUCGCAUGUCUUUUGUACAAACGAGAGGUUCUAUCCCCUUAUUCUGGUAUCAGGCACCAAAUUUAAAGUAUAAACCUAAACCACAGUUGAGUACUCACGAGGAUCAUCAGACUGCCUGUGCAAGACAUUUUGAAACUCAAAUAUUUCAUUAUGGAAAGCAAAUACUAAUCAAUUUAAUCGAUCAACACGGUUCAGAAGCUACACUUGAAAAAGCAUACCACAAUGUUGUACAACGAAUCAAUAAUCAAAAUGUUCGGUACGAAAGUUUUGAUUUUCAUGCUGAAUGUAGGAGAUUAAGGUGGGACCGGCUAAAUGUGUUACUCGAUCGAUUAGCUCCUGAAUUAGAACAGAUGGGUUACUUUUUAUUAUUGGAAGAUGGAACAUUGCUGUCGGCGCAAGACGGUGUUUUCCGUACUAACUGUAUCGAUUGUCUUGACAGAACUAAUGUCGUUCAAAGUAUGAUUGCAAAAAGAGUCCUUAAUGAUGUAUUAUCAAGGUUGCAAAUCCUUAGAAAGAUCGAAGAUCAUCCUAGCAUCGAAGAACAUUUCAAACGGAUUUGGACUGACAAUGCAGACGUUAUAAGUGUUCAGUAUUCAGGUACUGGUGCAUUAAAAACAGAUUUUACACGAACUGGAAAGCGCACUAAAUUGGGUGCAAUGAGAGAUGGCUUGAAUUCUUUAACAAGAUAUUAUAAAAAUAAUUUCACAGAUGGUUACAGACAAGAUUCGUUGGACUUAUUUUUGGGUCGUUAUAUUGUGCAAGAUGGCGAAUGUACGUUAAUUCAAUGUCCUUUGGAAUCGGAACGAAAUUGGCGUUAUGCUACAUUCCCUUUGGUACUUCUUGUUGCAUCGUCCAUGCUAGUUGCUCACGUAAUUCUGCCUUCGAGAUAUACUACUGAAAUUUUGUUGUAUAUGUUAUUUUGGGGUGCUAUGGUGGCCGGUACAUUUGCAACUAUUAUUCACCAUGGCAAGCAAUAUGUGGAUAAACCUAAAUUGCUUUAGAAAAGCUUUUAAGUUCAGGUAGCAUAUAUUGUAUAAUAUUUUCAAGCUCAGAAAACACAAAUUUCUUAUUAUUUUUCACUAAUUCAGUUUUUAAUAUGUUUUCGUAUCAUUAAGUGUUAAGGUUUGCUUUAAAAAAGUCUCAAAACAAUCUAAUAUUUAGAUUUGUAAAGGGUAUUCGUAUAUGUAUUGUAGCAUUUUUAUGUUCCAAAAUUUGUAGUUUUAAUAUCUUUAAUGGGAUAAAUGUAGUGAAGUCGGGCACAUGUGUUUUUAUCGAUGUGUAUAUGGAUUGAGGAUGUAGUUAAUAUUUCCAAUUGAGAUAUUGUUAAUAUCCUUGCAUUUUCAAAUAGUAUAAAGUGUAACCUGUAAGGAAUUCUACUGUUCUUUAGAUCUAUAUGUUUUAAAAGAAUUUGUAAACUAUUGUAAAGAGUUUCUAAUUUUGAGCAACAUUUGCUCAUAUAUAAAGUCAAUCCGCAUAUAGUAUUUAAUAUUUACCGUCCAUAGAAUACCUGCGAUUUAUACUAUUUGAAAUUCUGUUUAUUUUCAAUUCGAACAUUGCAGGUGUUUGGCGGUAUGUAAUAUAUAUUUGCAAUGUAAACAAAAACAAAACAAAGUUAGUAAUAAAUUAAUAUCGAUUUCUUUCAAUGAAAAAAAGCAUGUUUUAACAAAUCAUACAAUCUUAAUGAUUGUAAUUUAUAAAUGCUAGAAUUCCUAGUCAAAAAGCGGAUUGCAUUCUAAGACAUGCAAAAUGUAUUUUAACAAUUUUGUAGGCGUACAACAUUGAACCAAAGUAUGUACUGUUUAUAAAGUAUGUAAUGUAUUAUAAAUCACAAUCACCAAUUACAAUUCCAUAUAAUCAGUCUAAUUAUGACGGGAAAUGGGGGAUAUUCUGGUAAAAGAAUAUUUUUUAAUAUUUAAGAAGCUACUUUCAUACUAAGUUCAUACCUACUCAGUUGAUACCUCUGCCCCGUUACACGUUAAUAAAGUUGUUUUCUCUUGAAAAAUUGAUGUAUUUUUAUAGUUAUAAGAGGAUAGUUGCAUCGAUUUUCAUUCAAGAAAAUUCCAUUCAUUACUAUAAUGUUGAAUAAUUUUUGGAAUGUAAAUGUUGAUUUAUUAAUUAAACAUUCAUCUAUUUUGUUUCUUUGUGUAUCCAUUAGAUAAAUCCAGCAGCAAUUAGGGAAUUGUUAUUUACCUUAAUAUAGAGGCGUUUUGUAUUUGCUUUGGAAUUCAAUCUACGUGUUUUCCUACAUAAAACACCUAACCACUCUGCAAAGUCCAUUCAGAUUGUCUGGUAAAUUGUAUAACAAAAAUAUUGUACGUAGAUAUUUUUAGCUUUUUGUUUUUAUUACAUUUGUAACGUUGUAGGUCCUCCGAU